Teleopsis dalmanni is the source of this 3584-nucleotide messenger RNA. It is a transcript of the gene Usp2, whose product is annotated as ubiquitin carboxyl-terminal hydrolase Usp2. Gene Ontology annotation, biological process: protein deubiquitination. Gene Ontology annotation, molecular function: cysteine-type deubiquitinase activity. The record is from RefSeq and is a predicted model, not a curated record. Lineage: Eukaryota; Metazoa; Arthropoda; Insecta; Diptera; Diopsidae. The coding region runs from base 436 to 3351 and encodes 971 amino acids. Gene Ontology annotation, cellular component: cytoplasm. The transcript is spliced from 9 exons.
AUAUCUUCAAAAAAAAAAAAUAAAUUUGUAACUGAAAAGUUAGUGUAACAAAAAGGAAGUGAAUCGAUCAAACGAUGGACGUGAUCAAAACUGAAAUUAAACAGAGUUGACAUCUCUAGAAGACUAAGUUGCUUUCGCUUUCUAAACGCUUUUCAAAUUUUCAAAAUCCUUUGAUUCUUUGAAGAAUUCGUUUAAUAAUUUGACGCAUAUAGAUUGAUAUUUCAAGAUAAUCAUUUGCAGAUCUUGGCUCUAAAAUAACUGUUUAUGCAAUUAUUUUAAUGUUCUAACUUAAAUUAAUACUCAAAGCAUUUGCCAUAGAAAGUAAUGUUUUAAUCUUUGUAAAUACAAUUUUAUUAACGCAACUACAUUUUCAUAAAAAAGAAAGAGGGAGAAGAGGGGAAAGGAGAAAGCGAAGACGAUAUAUAUAGAAAAAUAAUGAUAGACGUGAAUAAAGGAAGAAAUAAUUUUCAAAAAUUACCAAUAUUGAAAUCAAAAUGUGAUUAUUAUACCUCUUCGUUAAAGACAAGUAGUUCAAAUAAAAAUCCAAUAAUUGGUUCUAAGUUAAAUAGACUAUCUGCAGAGGAAGAAAAAAAAUUAAAUCGAAAUAUAAUUGAUAAUUUUCGUACACCCACAAAUCCAGUUCGAGAAGCCAAUCAACAGUUCUUCCUAGUCUCAGAAUAUAAAGAUAAAAACUUUUUAAAGGAGGAAUGUAAAAUUGCUCAUGCGCAAGUGUAUAAACCACAGUUGAAAUCAAGAAAUCAAAGUCAAAAUACAUCGGGUAGAGUUGGUUCUGGUCCAGAUAAUAAAAAUAAUAAUAUAAUUACUACUCAAUUAAAGAGUUGUAAUAAUAUUAAUUGCAGAUCAGUAUCAUUGACAAAAUCUACAUCUCCAUCUGAAGAAAUUAAAAAGCGAAUUAAAACAAUUGCAAAUACUGCAACAGAUUCUUCUUCAGCACUUAAUGGAAUGCGUCGAAGUGUCAAUGUUGAGCAAAUUGGAACAACUGCAACCGCAGUCAAUGUUCACAAAGUUGAUCUCGAAUUUAAGGUUAAAGCAUUACCUACGUCUGCGAAAACAACAGCUGGAGUUGGAAAUUCAGUUACAUGUACAUCGACUGGCCUUGGAAGUUCAAAAACUAGUAACAGGCAGAUAAAACCUUUAGUUCAUAGAACUAUACCAACAACAACAAUAACUGCUGUUGCUGCAGCUGCGAGAUUGGCGGCGGCACAAAACAACGUUUCUUUUACAAACAGGGUCAAUAACAAUAGUAGCGGUAGCAGCACAAUAAACGGAAGCAAUACAAAUAACAACAUGCAAACAAGUUAUAAAUUAUCCUCAGAUCACGACGAUAUUAAAUAUAUUGACAGUGAUGAACCAACAACAGUCGUUCAAGAACGUAAACGUGAAAUUUGUGAUCAAAAUUGUUGUACACAAAAAUCAGCAAAUCCGCAUGCGGGAGCUGAUGCAUCAAAGACACGAAUUCGCCCAAAGUCGACUAUAAUAUGCUCUGCCACGAACCACGUGUUCGAGAAAGUAAACAAUUAUAAAUAUGCCAAUGGCAGUGUAGUUAAUGCACAAAGAAAUUGCUCGUCGAUAUGUAAGGGAUCCGCAAUUGGAAGCACUGAUUGCAUCAGUGAUAUACGUCGAAGUGGUAUUGAUUCGCAUAGCAUUAAAGCCUCGAUAGACAAAUUUAACAGCUUAAAUGAUCAAAAGCGUCUGCCUUUCAAUUCGGUACAAUUGCGAUCUCAUGGUGGCAGUGGAAGUACAAGUAAUUUGCAGCAUCGUCAUAGUAGUGAUUUUGACAACUGUAACUUACAACUUGGUAGUAACAGUGGUGGAGGGUCACUAACACGAGCCAAUUAUCGUACUUCUACUAAUGUAGCUACGCCUGCCGUAACAGCGACUAAUGGAAAACUAAAUACGAGCACGCAUCCAACACCAUCAAUUGCGUUAUAUUCAACAACUCGUGCUUUGCUCAAUACCAGUACGAACAGUGGGAGUAACACAAGUAGCUUACCAUCGAAAAGCAAAAACCACGAAUUGCUAAAUCGCUCAUCACCUUUAUCGCCAUAUUCAAGAGAUGCAAAAGAUAAUUCAUCUUCAGCUUCGAGUUCAGCUUCUAGCAGGCAGGAAAAUACCAAUGGCACUUCAUUGCAUGAGACAAAAAAAUUGAACUCGAUAAGCAGUUUGAUCGAAUCUGAUGACAGCAUUCGGAGUUCAUCUAUUCGGAGUGCCCUUCCGCCAUCAUCUCCUUCGGCAUCUCGUUAUUUAGAUCGUGAGACAGGUAGGACGUCUGCAUAUACCUCUAUUCAUAGCAACAAUGAUGAUGCGAUAUCUGGUAAGAUAUCUGGUGAGGAAAAAUCAGAGGGUCUAUGCGGUCUAAAAAAUAUUGGAAAUACAUGCUUUAUGAAUUCAGUUAUUCAAUGUCUAAGCCAUACGAGCGAAUUAACAAAAUUUUUGAGAAGCCAUAAUGCAGUUAGAUCUUCGCCGUCCAAAGAUCAGCAAAUACUUCAUGAGUUUGCUAGAUUAAUAAGAGAUAUGUGGUCAAAUGGAACCAGAAGUGUUACGCCAAUGGAAUUAAAGCGAGCAUUUUCAGCAAAACAUAGAAUGUACAGUGAUUAUAAUCAACAAGACGCUCAAGAAUUUUUGAGAUUUUUUCUAGAUUCGCUACAUUGUGCUCUCAAUAGUGGAAUGAAAGCAGGAAGUCUGAAAAUUGACGAAAAUUUAACAGACAAUAAGAAAGCUGACCUAACUUGGGAGUGGUAUACUCGACAAGAAAAUUCUCUGAUUCGCGAUCUUUUUGUCGGACAACUAAAAAGUACACUCAAAUGCACAAUAUGUAAUAAUGCCAGUGUAACAUUCGAUCCAUUUUGGGAUUUAAGUGUACCUCUGCCAUCUUCUUCGCGCUGCAAAUUAGAUGCAUGCCUAGACUUAUUUAUUCGCGAGGAAGUCUUGGAUGGUGAUGAGAUGCCAACUUGUUCUAAAUGUAAAACUAGACGAAAAUGUACCAAAAGUUUUACCAUUCAAAGAUUUCCUAAAUACUUGGUUAUCCAUUUGAAACGGUUUUCUGAAACGCGUUGGAGUAAGUUAUCUAACAUUGUAGAAUUUCCGACUAGUGAAAGAGAAUUAAAUAUGGGACCAUAUGCUUCAAAUAAAAGUAAUAGCAUCAACUACUCAUUAUAUGCUAUUUCAAAUCAUAUGGGAUCAACGGCUGGGGGUCAUUAUGUUGCUUUAUGCAAACAUCCAGUAACUAAAAAAUGGCAUGAAUUCAAUGACAAUGUGGUGAGCGAUGCGUUGCCAGAAUCACAUCUUACUUCAUCUAGUGCCUACAUUUUGUUCUAUGAAAGGGUAUAAGCAGUUUGAAAUCUUACUCUCGUCAUCAGUAAAAAUGAUUCAAUUAUGUUUUUUUUACUACCAAAUAUGCAGAAAAAAAUAGGAAAUUAAAAUUUUUUAAAUCAGGUGUGCAAUUUUUGGAUCCAAAGAUCUAAUUUUUACAAAUUAAAUUAUAUUUUGUAGUCAGGAAUUAAAAAUGUCCAGAUUUGUUUAAAAAAAAAUUGGAAAAUAUGAUAUAUACUAACAAACUUAUA